Molecule: messenger RNA, 1512 nt
Organism: Colletes gigas
Lineage: Eukaryota; Metazoa; Arthropoda; Insecta; Hymenoptera; Colletidae
Product: tRNA dimethylallyltransferase
Exons: 9
Coding region: 16-1374 (452 amino acids)
Biological process (GO): tRNA modification
Cellular component (GO): mitochondrion
Molecular function (GO): tRNA dimethylallyltransferase activity
Source: RefSeq, a predicted model, not a curated record
CAGUAUCGGGUAACGAUGAGUGAUCGUGGAGAGGUCGAUAUGUCGCGUGUGCCAGUUUUAGCUAUUUUGGGUUCCACUGGGUGCGGAAAAUCACGUUUGUCCAUCGAACUGGCACGCAGAUAUGCCGGAGAAAUUAUCUCUGCCGACAGUAUGCAGGUGUACAAAGGUCUCGACAUCGUCACAGCAAAAGUCACCAAAGAAGAGAAAGAAAUGGCUCCGCAUCACAUGUUGGAUAUCGUAGAUCCCCUGAUUCUUAAUUUUUCCGUACUGCAGUUCAGGGACAUGGCCCUACCCAUUAUCGACGAUUUACUGGCCAGGAAAAAGCUCCCGAUCGUUGUCGGUGGCACCACUUAUUACAUCGAGUCUCUCCUCUGGCACGUUUUGAUCGCCGAUCCGAAACCAGCUGUGCCUCGAUCCGAUAACUUAUGCACGAAAGAGACGUCCCAGGUCGAAGACGAACAGAACAUCUCCUCCUCGAAGAAGAUGAAAUUCGAAAUGGAUCGAUCGACGAUGGAGAGCAACGAGGAGCUUUUCAGGAAGCUGUCCGAAGUCGAUCCGGAAAUGGCUAGGAGGCUUCAUCCGAACAACAAGAGAAAGAUUAUCCGGUCUCUGGAAGUGUUCGGGCAACACGGUGUCAAGCAUUCGGAACUCCUGAAAGACCAAAGGACAGCCGGUGGUUCCGGAUUAGGCGGCCCUCUGAGACACCCGAACUCCAUUAUACUGUGGCUAUGUUGCGAUCAGAAAGUCCUCGAAGAGCGGCUGGAGAGCAGGGUCGAUGCCAUGUUGGAGACCGGUCUGGUGCAGGAACUGCUUGACUUUCAUCGGAGAUACAACGAGCAGCGGAUUCAGUCCAACACGCCACCCGAUUACACGAAAGGCAUCUUUCAGACCAUCGGCUUCAAGGAGUUUCACGCUUACCUCGUGCUGCCCGAGGAGGAGAAGCAAGAGAAAAAGGGCCAGAAAUUACUCCAACAAGGCAUCGACGACUUGAAACUCGUCACGAAGAGAUACGCGAAGAAACAACGAAAAUGGAUCAUGAAUCGUAUGAUUCGACGCAACGAUAGACAGGUGCCACCGAUGUAUACGUUGGACUGUACCAAAUUGGAUGAAUGGAAUAGCUGCGUGUACGAACCAGCCGUGAAAAUAAUAGACGCCAUAUUGAGAGGCGAAAAACCAUCACAGAUACCGAUCAACGAGGAGUCUGUCAACUCCAAAAAAGUUAGCGACGCCAGCAACGAAGAAAGUCAUUAUUGCGACAUCUGCGAUAGGACUUUCAUUGGAGUUCAGUGGGACAUACAUUUGACAAGUAUAAAGCAUAUGAAAGUUCUAAAGAGAAAAAAGAGAUUAGAGCAACAAAAAAUGACGCAGAACUAACGGAGACUGGUAUAACCAUCGAUCUCUUUGAUUAUAUUAUAUAAAAUACGUCUAACAAUCAUUAUUUUUUGUGCAUAUAUUUUACUAUAUAUUAGAAACAUUGUACAUAUUUGGUAUUUUAAAUACAUAUCGUUCUCC